CAUCCAUGAGCUGGGAGAUUCUAACUAAAACUUGCUGUGUGGGGAUUGGUUGUAGUCACUGAUAUCCCUCUUUGUUCAGAGAUAUACUUUGCAGUUUGCGCUUACGGUGUGAAGUGGAAAGUAGUGGUGGUUGGGUGUGUCGAAUACACCGCGCAAAUUUGAAGGGUGCUUCGAAAAUCCACUUGAAACUCUAGGAAAACAUGCCUGUCGUGUGGCCAGCCGUAGGAGCGUGCGUUCUUCCUAAUGUUGGAGGAUGGUUUGGCGCAUUUUUUGUUGCCCGAAACAUCGAUACGUGGUAUGCGAAAUUGAAGAAACCUGUGUGGUGUCCACCAAAUAGAGUUUUUGGACCAGUAUGGACAGGUCUUUACUCUAGCAUGGGAUAUGCUUCAUACCUAGUGUGGAGAGAUGGUGGUGGUUUUGAAGGUGAUGCAAGGCUUCCCUUGGCUCUGUAUGGAAGUCAACUGGUUUUAAACUGGGCAUGGACACCAAUUUUCUUUGGGUCACAUAACAUUGGCCUCAGUCUACUAGAGAUUGGUGUGCUGUGGGGAAAUGCUGCUGCUUGUGGCUAUUAUUUCUUCAAAAUUAACCCGAUUGCUGGAUACAUUUUCAUUCCAUACAUGGCAUGGCUCACACUUGCUACAGCUCUGACUUACAGUGUUUGGAGAGAGAAUUCCAAGGAAAAGGAAGCCAAAGACUAAAUGUUUCCUAUUGUAAUCACAGACAUGGCUUGCAAGCAAGACUGCAUCAGCAUGUAAUAUAAAUUUGUGAUUGCUCUCAUUUUCACUGUCAGAGUUCAUGUUAUUUGUACUGUGAAAUAUUUAGAAUAGUUGUAAUUUUAGAAACACCUGUGCAAUGUAAUGUUGUUGUGCCUUUAUAUAUGAAUUGUUGUAUUGUUGUGGUUACUACAGAAUAUCUAAAAAUUCAAAAUAUAUUUUGUAAACAAUU
Schistocerca americana (American grasshopper) is the source of this 945-nucleotide messenger RNA. Its product is annotated as translocator protein-like. The record is from RefSeq and is a predicted model, not a curated record. NCBI's taxonomy places the organism in Eukaryota, Metazoa, Arthropoda, Insecta, Orthoptera, Acrididae. The transcript is spliced from 5 exons. Gene Ontology annotation, cellular component: mitochondrial outer membrane. Bases 201 to 698 code for a protein of 165 amino acids.